AUGAAGCCUUCGCUACUAGUUUUCGCUCCCGAAGGAGACACUGAUAUACUUCUGCGAAAGCCCAAUCCUCGCAGCCACCAGGAAUCGUUGCCUGGAGCCGUGGAUUCGGAUGCCACUGACGAAGAAAUGGACGAGGAUGAAGAGCGAGAUGACCAAAUGGAGAUUCAACAACCUGUUUUAAGUGGGUUCAAGGACGUCACACUUUCGAUUCAGUGUCUUGAUGCUGAAAAACCUGAAACCAUCCAACGAGGACGGGCAGCAUGUCGAACUAUGCUAUCGCGUUUCGUCGGCGCACUUGAUGCUUGCCUCUCCUGUCUUCAAGGCCAUGCUCAAUGGUCCAUUCACAGAGAGCUCUCGUAA
Fusarium fujikuroi IMI 58289 is the source of this 360-nucleotide messenger RNA. RefSeq lists its product as uncharacterized. The transcript has a single exon. The coding region runs from base 1 to 360 and encodes 119 amino acids. The record is from RefSeq and is a predicted model, not a curated record. NCBI's taxonomy places the organism in Eukaryota, Fungi, Ascomycota, Sordariomycetes, Hypocreales, Nectriaceae.